Messenger RNA from Cicer arietinum (chickpea), 1281 nucleotides. Its product is annotated as heavy metal-associated isoprenylated plant protein 35-like. Lineage: Eukaryota; Viridiplantae; Streptophyta; Magnoliopsida; Fabales; Fabaceae. Gene Ontology annotation, molecular function: metal ion binding. The record is from RefSeq and is a predicted model, not a curated record.
AGCUUUAAAGAAAGGAAAUUAAAUUCAGCAUUACCCAUUUUACACAAUAAAAAAAAGUAAAAAUAAAAAAAGUGAAAUGGAAGAGUAGAAUGAAUGAAUGAUAUCAACAGAAGCAGGAGUGUGUUCUUUUGUCAUUGUCACAUUAUACUUCGCCUGCUUCCUUUGCUCCCCCCACACACAGCAUCACUACCACUUCUCUCUAAUGGAUACUACCUCACAACCAUUCAAGUUUCAGACAUGGUUCUUGAAAGUUUCUAUCCACUGUGAAGGUUGCAAGAGGAAAGUAAAGAAAGUUCUACAAAGCAUUGAUGGUGUUUUUACUACAACAAUCGAUCCACAACAGCAGAAAGUAACGGUAACUGGAAAUGUUGGUGUUGAGAUUCUGAUAAAGAAACUUGCCAAAGCUGGAAAAUAUGCUGAAGUUUUGCCGGAGAAUCUCUCCGGCAAAGAAAAGGACUCAAACAAAGGUAAGAAGAAUAAGAAAAGUGAACAAAGGGAUCAAGAAACUGUGAAAAAGCAAAACCACUCUUCUGCAAAAAACAGAGGAAUUGAAAAUGCUGAAAAAUGCAAAGGUGAAAACAAGAGUAGCAACAACACAAAAAAAGGUGAUGGGUCGCCGGAGAAGUCUCCGGCAGGUGGUAAGUUACCGGAAACGGGAAAUGUAGGUGGUGGAGGGGAUUCUGGUAAGAAGAAAAAGAUGAAGAAAGCUGAGAGUGGUGGUGGAAGUGGAACUGUAACCGGAAGUAAUGGGUUGAGUUUAGGAUGUACCGGUGCACCUGCACACAGUGGAUCAGAAUAUCAGUAUCCUGGUCAGGUUGUGGGGCAAGUGAAUCUGAGCCCUACACGUCAGCAAUCGUACAUGUAUCCAGAGACAUGUUAUCCUCCUUUGGUACAAUAUGCUACUUACAACAGAUUAUGUCCCAUGGGAACAAUGGGUGGUCCUUCUUACUAUGUUCCACCAUUACCCUACAUGUGUGCAGGCUUUGAUCGUGACCCUUAUCAGUUUCAAUCAACACCGUUGAUUCCUUUUGAGAUCUUUAGUGAUGAAAAUGCUAAUGGGUGUUUUGUUAUGUGAUGUUGCACUUUUUUUAACUGCUUAAAUUUUGUUUCUUUUAUUAUUAUGGUAAUUGAGGGAAGUUUAGUUCAUAGCAUAUGUUUUGUUUUAUGUCUUUCGUUUUGUAGAACACUAAAAAAUCAACACAGCUUUAGCUUAUUUUGAUUUUGGACCAAACUGUAAAUGAUGUUCUGAUAGGGAGGGAGUCUUUAGUGUGUGUUUCAAAA